AUGUUCAAUGAAGAUACUCAUUUUAAUGAUAUACCAUUAGAGAUCCAAAAGGAAGAAGAACCACUGAAGAACUUAAGAAGAAUAAUAUUAAUGAUUGUUUCUGAUACUAGUGAUAGAGAGGUUGCUCCCGAAGCUGGAAUAGUUGGUUUACUAGGAAAAUGUGGUGAAUUCAAUUCAGAUGCUCUUAAUAAGAAUGAGAUCUCAGUGAUGGAAUUCUCAAGAGACGGUAAAUAUCUUGCUAAUGCUGGGGAAAAUGCCACUAUUGUUAUUUGGAAGAUUUUGCAUGGUUAUACCAAGGGUAUAUUAACUUUAGAUUGGAGUAAAAAUGAUUUCUUACCUUCCGGAAGUAUGGAUAGAACCGCCACGUUGUGGCAUGUGGAAAAUCAUACUUGUUUACAAACAUUCCAAGACGAAGAUUUCGCUACGACUGCUGAAUUUCGUCCUACAGAUGAUAGAUUCUUUCUGAGCGGUUCUAACCAUGUUCGAUUAUGGUCAAUUCUUGAAACUAAAGUUGCUUAUAGUAAGAAUUUGGGAGAUGAUAAUUUGAUAACAGAGCCGCAAUUCACUCCAGAUGGACGAUAUAUAAUCAUUGGUGGAUUCAAUGGUUCCUCGUUUGUUUUAGAUACGAAAGGAUUAUAUCACGUCAAUAGAUUUGAGAUAAAGGACAGAUCUAUGGUUAGUCCUUUCCAUAACAAGAAUGGUAACAAGAAUGCAGUGAUUGCUGCAUCUAUGAGUGAUGAUCAACAUUAUAUUAUUUCUGAUUCAGAUGAUCACAGGUGA
This is a messenger RNA of Scheffersomyces coipomensis, 780 nucleotides long. RefSeq names its product WD40 repeat domain-containing protein. Gene Ontology annotation, molecular function: protein binding. Bases 1 to 780 code for a protein of 259 amino acids. The record is from RefSeq and is a predicted model, not a curated record. The transcript has 5 exons. Lineage: Eukaryota; Fungi; Ascomycota; Pichiomycetes; Serinales; Debaryomycetaceae.